This is a messenger RNA of Zeugodacus cucurbitae (melon fly), 6441 nucleotides long. It is a transcript of the gene E(spl)m4-BFM, whose product is annotated as enhancer of split m4 protein. NCBI's taxonomy places the organism in Eukaryota, Metazoa, Arthropoda, Insecta, Diptera, Tephritidae. The record is from RefSeq and is a predicted model, not a curated record. The coding region runs from base 5632 to 6123 and encodes 163 amino acids. Gene Ontology annotation, biological process: Notch signaling pathway; sensory organ development. The transcript has a single exon.
CAGCUCGUAUAUAUAUACAGUUGAGCUUCUGUAAUUCGAAAUUUUGAAUUGGUCAUUGAAAUCAAAUUUCAUACAAAUUACCUUCAAUAACUCCAUGUCUCUCUAACUCGAAGUUUUUUUAUGGAUUGUGGUGAUUCGAGUUAGGGAAGUUCAACUGUCUCUCUGUUGACAUACAUAUUGUGAUCAUAGAAUGUUGGCUAAAAUCUAUUUCUAACGAUCACCAUUGAAGAUAGUCAAGUGUCCUCCCUCAGUUCGAGAGAUUAAAUGUUUGAAUAUUGGACUCUGUCCUAAAUUGCACCAAUGCCUCUAGUUUUAUGUUUAUAAUAAUAAUAGGUUAUAUUACACUAAUCAAUAAGUAUUGUAAGGAUAUAUUGGAUGGGGAAAAAGUUCAGGCCUCGUAUAUUAUCUUGUAAGCAGUUUUUUAUAGAGAGACAUCCUAUCACCUUUUUUUUAUAAGAGAUGAUCUAAAUUAGUCUAGUUUGUGUUUAGUAAUCGCCAAAUUAUCCUUCGAAGUAGUCAGUCUAUUUCGACGAAGCUAAAUAUUCCUUUAAAGGUAUUUCAUAAAGACCCCAAAUACUGUACAAAGUCGUGGAAGCCAUGAUACUCGACUAGAUAAAUUCAUGUAUAAGGAAAUCAACAGGAUUUAUAAACUCGAAAUUUGCCAAUAAAUUGAUUUAGAAACCUAGUUCCAGUGAACUUUAAAUCCAUAAGUUUUCAACCCAAUGUUGCAUACUAUUAAUCCAGCCUCUCCAUGGUGAUGAGGGAAGAUGUUCUGAAAGUUGAGUAAUCUGAAUCUUUUUUCCACAUACCCAUAUAUUUGAUAAUGCAUGACCUAGUUUCCUUAAAAAAUUCUCGUAAAGUAAAUAUUAGUUGUUCAGACUAAUGAUUAAUUUAAACUUCCUCCUCAUGAAAUUAAGAAACUCUCCGUCUCACCACACUCUUUUCAUAGGCAACAAUAAUGUUUCGUCGUCCACAAAUACCGUAAAGACGCGUCUGAUAAGCAUAGCUACGCCUCUGACCACAUGCAGCAAAUUGUCGCCUAUGAUAUCACAGGCACUUGUCUUGUGUCACGUGUCUAGACGAGUUUCCUCGCCGGCAGUAAAAGUGAUUUCCAGUGCGCAUGCGCGUCGACUUCCUUGUCCACUUGUUUGUAUCAGUGUUGUUAUCGGUGUUUUGUUAGCCAUCACAGACAAUGCGCUGAUUAUCCGCGUCGCCGUCGUCUUUCAAUUGUAAUUUAGGUCACGCGAUGACUUUGUAAUUAAGUCAUACAAUAGUUUGCCAAAAAAUUCAAAACAUGUCUGCGCUUAUCAGCUGCAUCUUUGCAAUUCUACUCAAAAUGUAAAUAUUUUUGUUUUGAAACGCGCUUUUGUUUUACUUUUCGAAAGUUUAUGUUUUGUUUUUUCUUUCUUCAGCGCAAAACUCUUUGUUUCUUCAAUUGCCUUUGUAAUACUAUAACUUAAGAUAAUGUAUCCAUUUUUAAUUUUCUGCCGUGUCAUUUAAAGGCGAUUCGUUUCAAUUAAGUCACAGAUCAAGCAUCUUGUGGCGAUAAGCAAAUAGUAUAUAAGAAAUAUUCAUAUUGUCCCAUCUAAACUUAGAACUCGAAAUAUAUUCCUUAUACUCCUCAAUAUACAUAUUGCUCCUUGCCGUUUUCCCUGCCUUCAUAGUUCUAGUAUGUGCUCAAUUGCCUACUUUUACUUAAUUUGUCUGCAAUUGAUUCAAAAUGUAUAUCAAGUCGCGACAAUUUGGCGAGUUUGUGCCACUUAAGAAUAUGUCCUUUUUUCUCCUAAUGUCCUUUCGAAGUUAAGUCUGCAAAUUAUCGUAAUUUAUUAUCAGUACAACGUCGCGAAGACAUCAACUGUCUUCAAGGAUAUGCAUAUGACUCAUCCUAUAUGUGCGUUUAUACCCUAAUUACUGUCGUAUUCGCCCAAACAUCACUCAGACAGCAAUUACUGUAGACAUUUUUAACAGUGUCUCCAAAUAAAUUGUGCAGUUUCGUCAAAAUUUAAAGAUCAGGCUGAAAUACUGGUUGUGGUUUAAUUAUAAUUGCCGUAGUAAUAUUAUUGACUGAUCAUCAGUCUGCCCAAAUAAGCUGUGACAAGAACUUGUUUAUUCCUGUAGUUCUGUCUGAGUCCUCUGGACUUCAUCAGGCAUUUCAAAUCGCUGGCUUAAUGGUUUUAAUAGCUGAAUGGCUAUCACUGAAGGUUUUUAUAUAAAACUUUUAUGAAGAUCUGUUUAAAAAGAUCCUAAAAGCAAGAGCACUAGUUCAUCAAAAUUGUAGAAAAAGCAAAAGAUUCACCACUACUCUGUACUACUUUUCCAGUAGGUCAAGCUUACGAUGCUAAACUGUCAAUAACGUCACAGCUGUCAUAAAGCCCAUCAGUCGAUUUUAUGCUAUAAUGGACGACGUUUAGGAGUAAAGAGAACUAACCUUAGCGAAAACGGUGACUUAUCUAAUAAAAUAUUAUCCAUAUACAGAAGAUACGCCUGUUUUGUAUCUGUCAGCUCGAAGAUCUCCUGAUAGUCCUGGCAAUUUUACAGAGCUUAAUGUUUUGGGAUUGCAUAACAAGCAUUUUCGGUAUUCUGAUACAUAUUUACCUUAUGUGGUAUAUAUAUACGAGUUCGAAAAAGUCUCGCAUUUGAGACUUCAAUCUAACAUCCAAAAGCUGCAAUUUUUCACAAACCGAUGCCUUCGAUAUAUUUGCCGCAUUUUCUGGGCCGUUACCAUCUCUAACACGGACUUGUGGUCACGCACAAACCAAACGCCGCUAAGUGCCGAAAAUCUCAGAAGAAAAUGGUGCUCAUCUUCUGAGACACGAUCCAGAUAUAAUCACCCGGAACGCGAUCGACUGGAAUCCACAAGGUAGCCGAAGAAAAGGCUGACCCGCUCUAACUUGGAGAAGAUAUUUGGACAUCGAUAUCUAGGGUCCAAAAAAGUUGGAGUCAAAUCAAGAUGCUAGGAGAAGGUCUCCCAAAUUUUUGUAUGGAUUAUGGGGAUUCGAGUGAGAAGUUCAACUUUUAUAGUUAUUCUAGGGUUGGUUAUUAUGUAGUCUACUUAAUAUGUACUUCUUUCUCCAAAAUUGAUUGUAGUAAACCAAUUCUAUCACCUUUAAUACUUAGUUUGGGCUCUUCAUAUGCUCCUGUCAUUUAGACAGUUCAAUGGCUCAAUAAGUUCGAUGCGCAGAUGAGCUAGUAAUAAUAAUUAUAUGAAAAAAUAAGUGUUCCGUUUGGGUGACUAAACUAAUUGAAUUGUUAAGAGCUUGCAUAACUCAAAGUCAAAUCAACUAUCAAUAUUACGAAAAAAAGCUCAGCUUCCAAGCAGGCCUAGUGCUUAACACUCAAGCAAACUGAAUUAAAAUAGCUUACAUAAUGAAAAUGCCAAAAACACUGCCGCAGACCUGUGAACAACGCGUGGCCCACAUGCGCCGCAUUGCCACAUCAUCCGAAGCAACAACCCACACAUACACAGCGCUCACACUCCUUCGAAGUCACUUACCAAAAGAUUAGGCCUAAAAUAAAAAAGAACAUACCGAGUACUUGUUGUCGUGCCGAUGAGCUGCCGAUCAAUAAUAACAACAGCAACAACACACCAGUUAACAAGCAAUAACCAGAAGCUUGAGGUCGGCGCACAGCCAACACGCGUACGAAGGACCCCAGCGCACACCUCUUCACACAAGCACCAACUAAUAGUAAUACUAUGUAUGAGUAAACAGCGCCGCCCGCUAUGCGAACCAAGUAGUCAAAGGUCGUUAGUGUAAAUAAUAAUAUAAAAAAGUGAAAACAAAAAAACAAAUAAAAAGUGCGACAAAAAAUGUUGAACGUUCGUUGAUCACCGAUCAUCACACAUAAUUGUGGCAGUACUUUUUUAAAGAGUGCUGUGUUAAUUUACAACAACAGCGCUUGGUAUUAAAAUUAAAUUUUUAAGAAAAAAAAUGCUGAUGUUGCACUUAGUCCUUGUGGCACUCAUACAAAACAGAAAGCAGAAAACAAAAAACCUGAUAGACACACAUUUGAUUGCCUUAAAUGCCAACAAAACACCGUCGAAUUGCUUCCCACGAUCACAAAGGAUCAGCAGCCAGCAAACCAUAACACUAUACCAAAUUGAUUGGUGCGACAUGAGGCAUGCAACAGUAUUAAAUUACAUGCUGUAUACGCAAAUAUCCUUACGUACGGCCGAUUAAGGAGCAGAGCAGAGCACAACAACACUCAGUGUGUGUGUCAGCAUUAUUGGUAGCAACAAAUGUUCUUAAGAUUAUUUUCGUUUCAAUUUAUUUUUAUUUUAAUUUUUAAAUUUUUUUUUAAUUUUUUUCUUUUUCUUCAUUCCUGCCUCCACAACUCCUUUAUAUGCCACUUUUGCUGUGUAAGCCUUAUUUGUAUUAUUUUUUUUUGUGUUAAUGCUUCCCUUUAAUGCAGCAAUAAAUUGUAUUUGCCUUGCCAUUGAAGCGUUGAAAAUCGAAAAUAUUCUCCCACGAUCGUUUUUCUAUAUAGACUUUUUCCUAUACUCAUAUUUACUGUACUGUAGAGCGUCAGAGUCCCUGAGGAUCCUUAAGAAACAUGCACACGUGUUCGAUGAAAUUUCUGUGCGUGCUCAUACAAAGUUUAUGCGCGAUUUACUAUAUGGAAAAAAAUCACAAAAAAAAACCUGCUGUUGUUGUUGUUGUCGACAACAUUUUAUGGCAUUAACUAUAAGAUAGCAGGACACUUGGGCAGCAACAACAACAACUACGAUCAACAACGAAAACCAAAAGUGAUCAUUAAAUGGUCCAAGUGUUUGCCUCAAACAAAAAAAAAUAAAAACAACAACACCAAUGCGCCAAAUUGUAUUAUAGAAACUGAAAUUUAAGGAAAAAACACUAACAACAACAAAAACCAAAGUAGAAAUCCAAAAAAAAUGCUUGAUCCUUAAGGCAAGUAGAAAAAAGGAUCCUGUUGCAAAAACACGGCUUGCAUUCAAAAGUGUGGGAACAUGACCGUACACGAGUUUCACACGAUCCCAGUGCCAGGAUAAGCAGACUCCGUCAUGAAAUGAAAUGAAUUACUUUCAUGCCCAUUAUCCUUAUGGCUUAUAUAUAACUAUGCGCAUUGUCUGUCUACAGCAUCUCCAAUUCCCUACAAUUCCAUCGCAUCCACCUCCUCAACACAACCAGCAACAACCAUGCCACCGAACAGGUGCGAGUGAGCACGCCUGUUACUUGCGCUCUCGCUCUCACCACUACAGCCUGCAGGUUAAGUCGCACACACCAGCAGAGCACAAGAGCUCGUCGUCGUUCAUCUGUGACACGUCGAAAACGCACCUGCCAUUUUUUAUGUAUGGAUUUUUUCAGCUCCUUUUGUCUGCGCACACAGAUCCUGCUGACGUUCCCACACUCUGAAUGCGACUUGUUUAUGCGUACUAUUGGAAUUUUAUGUGCGACUCGCUUUAUGCUACUCUCUACCCUGACCUGCUAUGCCUUUUCACUCGUACUUGUUGUUGUACGCAUGCGCUGAGCGAUUUUGUAUAAAAGGCACGCCAGCGACAGGACUCAACAUCAUUCAAGCGAUAGCAAUCGUACAGUGAACAACACAAGCAAGCGAGUCUUUGAGAAUAUUUUCUUCUUCGUACAAAUAACCGCAAAAACAAAACAACAACACAACAUGUAUACCGCCGAGUAUGAGAACAGCGUCAACAUGACAGCCGAGAAGCAACAGAAGAAGGUCAGCUAUAGCAUUAAGCGUCUGCUGAAGCAACUCUUCAAAACACAACAACAAAAGCAACAGCAAAAACAACAACAACAAGAAUUGUUGGACAAUUUCGCAAACACCAAGAAAGUCAACUCAUUGGAAUCACUCGAAUCUCUGGAGAAUUCACGCAAUGCCGAUCUGGAGUCCGUAGCCGAAUGCAUCUCACUCGAAUCCUGUGAGAAUGAUGCCAAUGAACGUUUAGCCGCCUCUUGCGAUUUGGAAGAUUACGAAUUUGCCGAUAUCACCACAGUGCCCGUACAUUUCUUACGCACUGCUCAUGGCACUUUCUUCUGGACCGCCAACACUGAUCUGCCAGCCGAUAAUGACCUGAUCGAACCAUUGUACUGCAGCACCGGCAAUCAGAUCGCCACCACACAAAUGCAAGAUCGUUGGGCACAAGCUUAAGCCGCUUGCGGUUGACGAGUUGUGGAGCGAGCAAGUGUGAUACAGCGCCAUCGAGGUCUUCCAGGUCCACUAAACAUACAGUGGUGGACCAUGCUGAGAAACGCAAAGCUUUAAUUGUUUGUGAUAUUUUUUGGAAUGUACUUAGGUACAUACAUAUAUAUAAUGAAAAAAGAAUAAGAAAUUAUUGUUUACAAAUAUUUAUACAAAAGAAAAAACUACUUCAUAAUAUAAUAAUGACAACAAAAACUAAAUACUCUUGUGUUAUCUUUUACAUGUGCGCUAAGGUUUUCUGCUUGAUCUUUAUUUGGUUUUUAGAAU